GCGGCGGGAGGGCUUCCUGCGGGCGCCUUUGCGCUGACCCCCGGCAUGGCGGUGAUGGGGGUGCAGGUGGUGGUCACCCUGCUGGCCGCCAGCCUGAUGCAGAAGAUGGCCCCGCACUGCUCCUUCGCCCGCUGGCUGCUGUGCAACGGCAGCCUGUACAGGUACAAGCACCCCUCGGACGAGGAGCUCUGCGCCCUGGCCGGGAAGCAGCGCCCCAAGAGCAGGAGGGACAGGAGGGCCAGCGGCGUGGCCGAGGACAAGCCCCUGUCGGUGCCACGGGACAUCGAGCUGCAGCUGGACACCAGCCCCAUCACGGCCGUGGACGCGCUGGUGCUGCGCCAUUUCCUGGAGUACCAGUGGUUCGUGGAUUUCUCCGUCUACGCCGGCGCCGUGUACGCCUUCAGCGAGGGCUAUUUCUGCCUGGUGAGCCCGGCCCGGGAGAGCAACCUGGGCGUGCUCUGGUGCCUGCUCACCGUCCUCUUCUCCGUCAAGGUGUUCUGCGUGGUGAUGCGUCACUAUUUCCGCUCCGAGGAGGGCGGCGAGCGCUCCGUGUGCCUCACCUCGGCCUUCUUCUUCCUGCUGCUCGCCAUGCUGGCCCUGGUGGUGCGCGAGGAUUACCUGGAGUUCGGCCUCGAGGCCGGCCUGGCCGGAGUCUCCUCUAACCUGGAGCCCAUCCUGAAGCCGCGGGGCUGGGAGUGGACGCUGCCCCUGGCCAGGCUGGCCUUCAAGCUGGUACUGGUGGCCCUGAGCUCCUUCCUGGGCGCCUGCCUGACCUUCCCGGGGCUGCGCCUGGCACAGACACACCUGGAUGCACUGAGCAUGGCAGCUGGCAAGCCCCUGACACAGCUCCUGCUGCACGUGGGGUUCGUGGCCCCCGUGCUGGUGGUGCUGCUCUGGGUCCGGCCCCUGGCCCGCGAUUUCCUGCUCCAGGCCCCGCUGGGCAAGCAGACGGUGCAGAUCCUGUCGGACGCGGCCUUUGACACGCUGCGCCUCUGGGCCGUGGUGGCGCUGUCGCUGCUGCGGCUGCUGGGGACGCGCCACCACCUGCAGGCGUACCUGGCGCUGGCCGAGCGCUGGGUGCGGCGCAUGCGGCGCCAGGCGGGGCGGAUCCCGGCCCGAGACAUCCAGCGGCAGAUCUCCAGGAUUUACUGCUACGUGUCCGUGGUGAGCCUGCAGUACCUGGGCCCCGUGAUCCUCACGCUGCACUGCGCCCUGCUGCUCAAGACGCUGGGCCAGCACUCCUGGGGGCUGUACCCCGCCGUGUCCCCCGCCGUGUCCCCAGCAGCGCCGGUGGCCCCGCCGCGCCCCGAGGGUGGCCCUGGGGACGCCGAGGACGUGCAGGUGGUGGUGCAGGAGAUCUCGGGGCUCCUGGGCUGCAUCUUCACCCCGCCCUUCUUCCGAGGACUCUUCUCCUUCCUCACCUGGUGGGUGGCCGCCUGCCAGGUGGUCACCAGCCUCUUCGGGCUCUACUUCCACCAGUACCUGGCGGCCUCCUGACUGGGGGGACUGGGGGGACUGGGAGGAACUGGGAGGAACUGGGAAGGAACUGGGAGGAACUGGGUGCUGCCGGUCCCUCAUUGCUGCCCUGCCUGCUUGUGCCACUUUGAGGACACCUGUGGGGACAUUGGUGCCACUUUGAGGACACCUGUGGGGACAUUGGUGCCACUUUGAGGACACCUGUGGGGACAUUGGUGCCACUUUGAGGGCACCUGUGGGGACAUUGGUGCCACUUUGAGGACACUUGUGGGGACAUUGGUGCCACUUUGAGGACACCUGUGGGGACAGUGGUGCCACUUUGAGGACAUUGGUGCCACCAGGACGGGUUUAGUGCCACCGCUGUGCCUGUCCCUCGUUGGGGACACUCCAGUGCUGCCUUUUCCUGGCGGGCAGCGGCUCCUGGCGUGCUGGGGACACGCUGGGGACAUCCAGGAGUGGCACCAGAGAUUUCGGGGUUCUUGUGGGGUCUCUGCAUCCCCGUGCUCCGUGUGACCCCAGCAGCCUCGGGGGUGGCUGCUCCACAAUAAACAAGUGACACCA
Messenger RNA from Zonotrichia leucophrys gambelii, 2037 nucleotides. RefSeq names its product transmembrane protein 161A (gene TMEM161A). The record is from RefSeq and is a predicted model, not a curated record. The transcript is spliced from 12 exons. NCBI's taxonomy places the organism in Eukaryota, Metazoa, Chordata, Aves, Passeriformes, Passerellidae. The coding region runs from base 46 to 1497 and encodes 483 amino acids.